AUGAAACAGGGCAAAUAUGAGACUGUAGUUUUGUAUGAGCUGUUCGUGUCUUUGGGAGGUCCCUUUACAGAUGUAGUAACUACAAAUCUUAAAUUACGAAAUCCGUCAGAUAGAAAAGUAUGCUUCAAAGUGAAGACCACAGCGCCUCGUCGAUACUGUGUGAGGCCAAACAGUGGAAUUAUUGACCCAGGAUCAUCUGUAAUUGUUUCAGUAAUGCUGCAGCCUUUUGAUUAUGACCCAAACGAGAAGAGUAAACACAAGUUUAUGGUACAAACAACCUAUGCACCACCAAAUAUUUCAGAUAUGGAGGCAGUGUGGAAAGAAGCAAAACCUGAUGAGUUAAUGGACUCCAAAUUGAGAUGUGUGUUUGAAAUGCCCAAUGAAAAUGAUAAACUGAAUGAUAUAGAUGCAAGCAAACCCACCCCAGUACUGAAUACGUCUAAGCAGGAUGGACCGAUGCCAAAACCACAUAGUGUUUCACUUAAUGAUACUGAAACAAGGAAGCUAGUGGAGGAGUGCAAAAGACUUCAAGCAGAGAUUAUGAAGCUGACAGAUGAAAAUCGGCACCUGAGAGAUGAAGGCUUGAGGCUCAGAAAGGUAGCACACUCGGAUAAAUCUGGAUCACCCACAGCUUUGGCCCUCAGAGAUAACGGCUCUAAUUCUCUUCCUUCACUCCUUGUUGUAAUUGCAGCCAUUUUCAUUGGAUUCUUUCUAGGGAAGUUCAUCUUGUAGAAAGAAUGAGUGAGAGAAGCAUGCAAAAUGCAGCUUCCUUUUUUUUUUUUUUUUUUUUUUUAUUUUCUUCUUCUUGGCCAGAAAAAGAUUUGUUUACCUACCACUUCAUUGGUAGUAUGGCCCCAGUGGCCAUUUUUGUGUACAGCAUCAUAACAGGCUUUGCCUUUAAUGAUCUCGCACGGUUAGAAAACACAAUCUGAAAAGACAAACUGUUCGGCUACUGGACAAAAUUGUACAUUAAGUCAUCAAUAGCAGGUGUCAAUUGCACAGUCAGUCCUUUAUGAAAAUUCAUAAAUAAAGAAUUGUUCUUUCUUUCUGUGAUUUUAAUAAGAAUUCAAAAAUUGUUCAGAGUCUUGUAAAUGUUAUUUUAAUAAUCCUUUAAAAUUUUAUCUGUUGCUGUUACCUCUUGAAAAAUGAUUUAUUAGAUUGCUAAUCCCACUCAUUCAGGAAUACGACAAGAGGUAUUGUGGGGGAAAUGGUGCCUCUUACUGUGUAAAUUUUCUCCUUACCUUACUUUGCUAAUACCAUGGCAGAAUUUCUUUCUUAUCCCUUGUGAGGCAUUGUUGAGAGUUCUUCAUCCUUACAAUCCUGUCCCAUAAUAUUUAACAUUACAAAAGAAAUAAAAUCGUUAACAGAUUUUUCUGCUGGGUAGCCUGUUUGUGUGUGUCGUACUUCUAGAAGGGAUUCCUAACAAGUUCAUUGUUCAUGGUAAUUUGCUACUUGUAACAAAUGGCUCUUUUGAAGUUUAUUUGCUUAAGUCUCUGGCUUAGACUGUUGUAAUUGAAGCU
This is a messenger RNA of Egretta garzetta (little egret), 1520 nucleotides long. RefSeq names its product VAMP associated protein A (gene VAPA). Gene Ontology annotation, molecular function: FFAT motif binding. The transcript is spliced from 7 exons. The coding region runs from base 1 to 732 and encodes 243 amino acids. Gene Ontology annotation, cellular component: plasma membrane; endoplasmic reticulum membrane. NCBI's taxonomy places the organism in Eukaryota, Metazoa, Chordata, Aves, Pelecaniformes, Ardeidae. Gene Ontology annotation, biological process: neuron projection development. The record is from RefSeq and is a predicted model, not a curated record.